Messenger RNA from Glossina fuscipes, 1341 nucleotides. Its product is annotated as tubulin alpha-2/alpha-4 chain. The record is from RefSeq and is a predicted model, not a curated record. Lineage: Eukaryota; Metazoa; Arthropoda; Insecta; Diptera; Glossinidae. Bases 1 to 1341 code for a protein of 446 amino acids. Gene Ontology annotation, molecular function: structural constituent of cytoskeleton; GTP binding. The transcript has 6 exons. Gene Ontology annotation, cellular component: cytoplasm; microtubule. Gene Ontology annotation, biological process: microtubule cytoskeleton organization; mitotic cell cycle.
AUGUCAUCUCGCGGAGAAAUAAUACAGGUGCACAUUGGACAGGCCGGCGUACAAAUUGCCAAUGCAUGCUGGGAGUUAUAUUGUUUAGAUCAUGGCAUACUGCCAACGGGCUGUUUGGCCGCAUACCCAGAUGAUGCAUCGCUUCUGACUUUUUUCAGUUUUACUGGCUUCGAUCGUAAAGUAGCGCCCCGAUUAGUCAUGGUCGACACAGAGCCCACAGUUAUCGAUGAGAUAAGAACUGGCGCGUAUCGAUAUCUAUUUAAUCCCGAUAGCUUGAUAAACGGUGCCGAGGAUAGUGGCAGUAACUUUGCUCGAGGUUAUAACUUAUUGGCUACGGAAUUAUUGGACCGUUCCAUGGAAGCUAUUAGAAAAGUGGCGGCGAAUUGUCCAAAUCUUCGCGGUUUUUUGGUAUUUCGGGCUAUCGGUGGGGGCACGGGUUCUGGUCUCGCCACUCGUAUAUUGGAGAAAAUUAAAGACGACUACGGCCGUAAGAUGACUGUAAUCGAAUUUGUCGUCUUUCCGUCACCUUCAUUAUCGCCGAUUAUCGUAGAGCCGUACAAUGCUUUAUUGGCCGCACAUUUCUCAAUGGAUUAUGUCGAUGUCACCUUCAUUGUAGACAAUGAAGCCUUAUAUGAUAUAUGUGCCCAUAAAUUGGAUGUACCAUCUCCGACGUACACAAAUUUAAAUCGUAUUAUAGGACAGGUGGUCUCCUGUUUUACGGCGUCGCAACGAUUUUCUGGUUCACCUACUGUCGGCUUUCAAGAAUUUCAAACUAAUUUAGUGCCUUAUCCUCGUAUACAUUACCCCCUAUUGACUUUUGCCCCUUUGGUGCCGAUCAGUCGUUAUGCUUUUGUCGAUACCACUGUUGAACAAAUGACUGCCGAAUGUUUUUCACCCGGCAAUCAAAUGGUACGUUGUGAUCCUACUGUGGGCAAAUAUAUGUCGUGUGUUUUACUUUAUCGCGGUGAUAUCAGAAAUGCUGACGUCAAUAACGCUAUACAGAAUACGCGCAGUAACAGUCGUGCACGUUUCGUUGACUGGUCGCCGGCUGGCUUCAAAAUUGGUGUUACGGCUGUGCCGCCAAGUUUUGUACCGGGCGGUGACUUAGCACCGUCUAUUCGAGCAGUAUGUGGUAUUUUUAACCAUACCGGUAUACGUGAUGCUUGGUGUCGUUUAGUUAACAAAUUUGAUAAGCUGUACGAGAGACGAGCCUUCAUUUAUCAUUACGUAGGUGAGGGGAUGGAGGAAAGCACAUUUUUCGAUGCCACUUCGAAUAUAUGUCAGUUGAUAUCUGAUUAUCUGGAAGUCGAGUCAUCGGCGGUUGCAUCUGAGGCUAAUUAG